AUGGAGAAUGAAACAGUCAAUAUUGAUGUUCUACAGCUGGAGGGCUUAAAGGUCAGCCCAGAGUCCUCCAUUCCUGUCUUCAUCCUCUUCCUCCUCAUCUACAUCUUCAUCAUGGUGUCCAACAUUGGCCUCGUAGUCCUGAUCUUCACCGAGAAGAGCCUCCACCAGCCCAUGUAUCUGCUCUUCUGCAACAUGAGCAUUAAUGAUGUUUUGGGGGCCACAACUGUCAUUCCUCGUUUGCUGAGUGACGUUUUUGUUCCGGGCACUAACCGGUCCAUCCUUUACAUCGACUGUGUCAUUCAGGCCUUUUGUUCUCACCUUUACGGAGGCACCUCACACACUGUGCUCAUGAUCAUGGCUGUUGAUCGAUAUGUGGCCAUCUGCAACCCUCUGCGAUAUGCCACCAUCAUGACUAAGAGGAUGGUGGUGAAGCUGUCGGUGUCGGCCUGGGCAGUGACCUUUGUCUUGGUUGCCAUCGCUGUAGGCCUCAGCGUGCGCCUGUCCCGCUGCAGGCGGGUUGUCUUCAACCCGUUCUGCGACAACCCCUCCUUAUUCAAGCUGUCCUGUGAAAACCUUAUUAUCAACCACAUCUACGGAUUGAUCACUGCAAUGGGGAUGCUGUUCGUGUCCCUGUGCAGCGUAAUGCUCACCUACAUGAGGAUCGCCAUGGUGUGUUUAAGCAGUAAAAACAAGGCUCUGAACAGCAAAGCGCUGCAGACCUGCGCCACCCACCUGGCUGUGUACAUCAUCCUGCUUGUGUCAGGCAGCAUCCUCAUCAUCUUCCAUCGUUUCCCUCACUUAUCAGACAAAAGAAAGCUGGCAUCCAUCUUGGUCCACGUGGUCCCUCCUGCCAUGAACACUGUUAUAUAUGGAGUGCAAAUCAAAGCGGUCAGAGAAAUUGUAAAUAAAUGUUGA
Chelmon rostratus (copperband butterflyfish) is the source of this 915-nucleotide messenger RNA. Its product is annotated as olfactory receptor 5B17-like. Gene Ontology annotation, cellular component: membrane. The record is from RefSeq and is a predicted model, not a curated record. Bases 1 to 915 code for a protein of 304 amino acids. Gene Ontology annotation, biological process: G protein-coupled receptor signaling pathway. Lineage: Eukaryota; Metazoa; Chordata; Actinopteri; Chaetodontiformes; Chaetodontidae. Gene Ontology annotation, molecular function: olfactory receptor activity; G protein-coupled receptor activity. The transcript is spliced from 2 exons.